AUUUGGGCAUCACGUGGUUCGCGGCCAGAAAAUGGCAGGCUCUGGGGAGGAUUCGCGGGCGCUCUUCGGAGCUGGCGUUCGCGCGGCGCUGGAGGCCUGGCCGGCCUUGCAGAUCGCUGUGGAGAAUAGCUUCGGGGGCGUGCACAGCCGGGAGAAGGCCGAGUGGCUGGGAGGUGCCGUGGAGGAGUACUUCUUCCGCAAUGCUGACUUGGAGCUAGAUGAGGUGGAGGACUUCCUUGGUGAGCUCAUGUCGAACGAGUUUAAUACAGUUGUGGAGGAUGGGAGUCUUCCCCAGGUGAGCCAGCAGCUGCAGACCAUGUUCCAGUACUUCCAGAGGGGUGAUGGGGCCGCUCUGAAGGAGAUGGCCUCCCACUUCACCCGAAGAAAGUACAAGGUUAGAGCCACUGCACUUACGGCAGCCAGCGAGACAUAUAAGGAUGAUGCAGACAGCGUGGAGGAGAUGGAGGUCACAGCUACAAAUGAUGGGGCAGCUACUGAUGGAGUCUGCCCCCAGUUUCAACCCUCUGUUCCAGACUCCCAGACUAUUAAGGAAGAGGAUAUAGUGGAGGAUGGCUGGACCAUUGUUCGGAGAAAGAAAUGAGUGGGGCUGGAAAUGGAUUGGGCCCUUGUUGGUGGUUUUGAGAUUCGCUUUCAAGGGUUGUGAACCUCUGAACUGGUUAUCCCAUCUCCACCCUCUCCCUAUUCCCAUCCAGCUCCCUCCAAGGGAAGAAGAGCCUUAGGGACCUUGGUCUUGGGGUGGCGGGACCUGGUUCACCACAUCCCCUUGGGCCUUAAGUUACAGUCUGAGUGAUGAGGCCUGGUUUCCCAGCACAGUGCUUCUUGGGUGCAGUCAGUAUGAAGAGGGGAGGAUGAGUGGGUGUGGGUAUGGCUGGAGGAGAGACUAAAUGCUGGUUGAUGCUGGGCAGGUGGAUUCGUGAAGGGAGCAGACCAGCAGAACCAAUACUUGUGCUGGGUCAGGAAGGCUGAGAUGAUGAACAGGCAACUGGGGGAGAGAUUACUUGAUGGAAUGAAUGAAAGUAGCUGUGCUACCUCUCCCACUCCUCUCGCCCCCCACCUGUACACACACACAGAGUAGCUCUGUACUUCUGCCCAGAAAUUGAAGCCUCCCGGAAACACUCCCUAUUUGUAGUCCAGUCUCCAGCGCUGGGUUCCUUCAGGAAGUCUUAAGACCUUGGCAGGGUGGUCAACUUGGGGGACCUGGGCUUUGUUUUCUGUCUCCUCCAACCUCUUUCUAAACUCUUCAUCCCAUCCCAUCCCAUCCCAUCCCAUCCCAGGUAUGAGGUUUAAGAUCUCAAUACCUUAUUGUUUAAUCUGUGGCUUGACCUCUAAGUAGCCUUGGAUCAGCCUUCUGGGAACUGAGCUUCACAACUCAGCAAGGGAGCAGUUUCUGGGCCCACCCUUGCAGCCUGGUACUUAGGACAAAUAGAUGGACGAAUGGAGCACAGCACUGCUGUGAACGUUUCUGUAAGCCUGAAAU
Molecule: messenger RNA, 1498 nt
Organism: Hipposideros armiger (great roundleaf bat)
Lineage: Eukaryota; Metazoa; Chordata; Mammalia; Chiroptera; Hipposideridae
Gene: TSR2
Product: TSR2 ribosome maturation factor
Exons: 5
Coding region: 32-601 (189 amino acids)
Source: RefSeq, a predicted model, not a curated record